Messenger RNA from Fusarium sp. VM40, 390 nucleotides. NCBI's taxonomy places the organism in Eukaryota, Fungi, Ascomycota, Sordariomycetes, Hypocreales, Nectriaceae. The record is from the annotation of a GenBank genome assembly.
AUGGGAGACGCCAUUCAGGAUGUCGCUGAUGAUCCCGAUGCCGUUGAAGGGGGAGAUAAAGAGGAAGAAGCAUCUGAUGAAGCGGACAACAUCGGGGAGGGAUACAUUGUUGAAGAAGCAGGAAGCGAGUUUACUAUCGCAAAGCUGUUGGAAGAGGGUGGUCUUGUAUGGGGAGAUAUCUUCCUUGGCGCUGGUGUAGUCCUUGGGGUCAUGUUCGUCGUCCUUUCCUUUGUUUUCCACAACACAACUCAAUACGCGGGAGUUUGGAACUUGGCUCGGCACCGCCUGGUUUGGAUGUUUCAAUUUAAGGAAUCUAACAAUACAGACAAAGGCCAACUGGCUAUUGGUCCUGUUGUAUUUGACAGCAACAACAAGAUCAACAUAUAUUAG